This is a messenger RNA of Chironomus riparius, 921 nucleotides long. Lineage: Eukaryota; Metazoa; Arthropoda; Insecta; Diptera; Chironomidae. The record is from the annotation of a GenBank genome assembly.
UAUUUCACAGUACAAAAAGUUUUCAAAACAAAUUUAAAGUGUAUUUUUUUUUGUUGCUGAUUAUUUUAAUUAAUAAACAUGUCAAAGAACGAAGAAACAGUAAAAACAGAAAAGGAAUUGGAUUGUGGCAAUGCCAGCCGUGGAGUGUGGCUAGUUAAAGUUCCAAAAUAUAUAGCAAAGAAGUGGGAAAAAGCAACAGGAGAUAUUGAGGUCGGAAAGCUGAAGAUCGUGAAAUAUCCAGGACAGAAAUCACAGGUCUCAUUGUCAUUAUCAGAAGCGACAUUGAAAAUAGAUCCAGAACAAGAUAUCCCUAAAGAGCACAGAUUCGAUGUUUUGGCUGUGAAGCAACAAGCUCUUGGAGUCUUUAGUCAGCAUAUAGAUAGUGAUAGAUCAGAUAAGAUUUACAUGGAAGGAACUAUCGUCGAGAAGCUUGAAUGUCGUCCAUAUGCUGAUCAAACAUACAUGACAAUGAAGGCUAAUUCGAUUAAAAAUGCAUCGAUGCCUAAACGACGAGUCGAGCAAUUGGAUAGUGUUGUCACAACAUUCAAGCCUAUUUCCGAUCAUAAGCACAAUAUCGAGUACGAAAAGAAGAAGAAGAGUGACGGUAAGAAAUCCCGAACAGACAAGCAAGCAGUUAUGGAUAUGCUGUUUAAUGCAUUCGAGAAACAUCAGUUUUAUAACAUUAGAGAUCUCGUUCAGCUUACGAACCAGCCCAUUUCAUAUCUCAAAGAGAUUCUCAAAGAAAUCUGCGAAUAUAGUGUUAAGAAUCCUCACAAAAAUACAUGGCACUUAAAGCCUGAAUAUAGGCAUUAUUCUGAGGAUAAGAAGGAUAAGGCAGAAACUAAAUCCACAAAAGAUGAUGAUAAAAUGAGUGAUAGUGACGAUGAUGAUUUUUAGAGGAAUUAAAAGAGAAUGUUUGAA